This is a messenger RNA of Ziziphus jujuba (common jujube), 1672 nucleotides long. RefSeq names its product glycylpeptide N-tetradecanoyltransferase 1. The record is from RefSeq and is a predicted model, not a curated record. Gene Ontology annotation, biological process: N-terminal peptidyl-glycine N-myristoylation. NCBI's taxonomy places the organism in Eukaryota, Viridiplantae, Streptophyta, Magnoliopsida, Rosales, Rhamnaceae. Gene Ontology annotation, cellular component: cytoplasm. Bases 188 to 1492 code for a protein of 434 amino acids. The transcript has 2 exons. Gene Ontology annotation, molecular function: glycylpeptide N-tetradecanoyltransferase activity.
UGGUUCCACUACAAAGCGGCAGCCAUUUCUUCCUCUUUCGAUUUCUCCAAAGCGUCUCUCUGUCUCUUGCUCUCCGCUGUGUCUUAGAAACCCUAGAUCGAGCAUCAGGAAGACUAAUCUGGAAGCUUUAAUCUCAUAAACCAAGUGAAAUUUUCUCUCCAGGUUGGCUUCUCAAAGAUAGUUCAAAAUGGUUGAUAGCAACGCAUCUUCAGGAUCACCUGAAGAAACUCCAAACCCUAAUCCAGAUGGAAAUGCACCUUCCGAGAGUGACGUUACCCUCGAUGCUUUAGCUCGAAAAGUUCAAGAGUCUCUUUCACUCGGACAGAAACAUAAGUUUUGGGAAACCCAGCCAGUUGGUCAGUUCAAGGAUCUAGGGAAUAGCAGCUUGCCUGAAGGCCCAAUUGAGGACCCAACACCCUUGUCUGAAGUCAAACAAGAACCAUACAACCUUCCCAAUCCUUAUGAAUGGAUCACUUGUGAUAUUAACUCUGAAGAGAUGAUUACUGAAGUUUAUAACCUUCUUACAAAUAACUAUGUUGAGGAUGAUGAAAACAUGUUCAGAUUUAACUAUUCAAAGGAGUUUCUUCGCUGGGCACUACAUCCUCCGGGUUAUUUCCGUAGCUGGCACAUAGGUGUCCGUGUCAAAACUUCAAAGAAGUUGGUUGCCUUCAUUACUGGUGUUCCUGCAAGAAUUCGGGUCCGUGAUAAUGUUGUUAACAUGGCUGAGAUCAAUUUCCUAUGUGUUCAUAAGAAGCUUAGGUCGAAGCGACUUGCUCCUGUCAUGAUCAAAGAGGUGACAAGGAGGGUACACUUGGAGAAUAUUUGGCAAGCAGCUUAUACUGCUGGGGUCAUUCUUCCAACCCCAGUAUCAACUUGCCAGUAUUGGCACAGAUCUUUGAAUCCAAAGAAGCUUAUUGAUGUUGGAUUUUCUAGACUUGGUGCGAGAAUGACAAUGAGUCGAACAAUCAAACUUUACAAGCUACCAGAGUCAACAGUCACCCCAGGGUUCAGAAAGAUGGAGCUUCAUGAUGUCCCUGCGGUUACACGGCUGCUGAGAAACUAUUUGAGCCAGUUUAUUGUUGCACCUGAUUUUGAUGAGAAUGAUGUGGAGCAUUGGCUUCUUCCGAAGGAGAAUGUUGUGGAUAGCUAUCUAGUGGAAAGUCCUGAAACCCAUGAUAUAACUGAUUUUUGCAGUUUUUACACACUUCCUUCUUCAAUUCUUGGCAAUCAGAAUUAUUCGACUUUGAAGGCAGCUUAUUCCUACUAUAAUGUUUCAACGAAGACUCCGUUGCUUCAAUUGAUGAAUGAUGCUCUUACUGUGGCAAAGAAGAAUGACUAUGAUGUUUUCAAUGCAUUGGAUGUGAUGCAUAAUGAAUCAUUCUUGAAGGAACUGAAAUUUGGGCCAGGUGACGGGAAGCUUCACUAUUAUCUUUACAAUUAUAGGAUACGAAAUGAAUUGAAGCCAUCGGAGCUUGGGCUUGUGCUUUUGUAGACAGGUGUCAGAAAUUUUGAUUGUGGCGUGAACUAAAAAGUCUUUUCAGUAAAUUGCCGUUAAUUUUUAUUGUAGGGGAAAAUUAUUUGUGGGAAUCAAUGGUUGGACUUCAGAUUAUAUUGUGUCAGCAAGCAAACAUUUUUUCUUUUUUGGGGAAUUUUAGUUGGUUUUCAUGCGUUA